AUGCGUUAAUCUUAGAACAAAGCAAAGUCCCCUUACAAGUAAAGCUAUUGCUAUUAUUUCAAGACAAGCUGAGAAGAUAGGAACUGAAGAGUAAUUUAAAAUUGAACGGGAUAAUAGCUUGAACUGUAAACCUGAUAGCUUCAUUUAAUCAAAAGCCUUCUUAGAAGUAGACAAAUAAAAAUUAAGUGAUAAGUUACCCUUUAGCAAAACUGAUAUUGGAAAUUAAUAACAAUAAAAUAGAGAAUUUUAACAUAAUCCAAAAUAACCAAUAAGGCAACCACAAAAGGAUAUUAAAAAGUAAAAUAAAAUCAAAAAAAGCAAUACCAAGAAAAAAUAAAUUUAAUAAUAUUUACCUAAAUUGAAUAAAGAGAAAAAAAAGCCUUUUGAUUAUAAUCUUCUUUAAAAUACAGGUAAUGUUUAAAAGCAUAAGAAAUCUGAAGACAGUAUUAAUAAAUUUAAUGAAUAAAAUUAGGAUAUCAAAAUAGAUUAUCAAGGAACAAAUAUCUAUAAUAAUGAAGAAAAAAAUACCAGCAAGGUUGAAGAAAUAUAGGCCAAUAAUAUCGAAAUAUCUGAGCCAAAUAAUUAGGAUGAAUAGAAAAACGAAACCUAUCAAUUAAAUAGGAAAUUUCAAUCAAACAAAGCCAGACUACAAAAAACUGUUGAAAUUAUUAGAUAGCUAUAGAAAAUAUCAUCAAAUCAACGACAUAUAGAAGAAAAGUAUAAAUAUUAUCUUAGAGAGACGGACGACUUCAACUCUUUAUGUUAACAUUAUUCUAUUAAGAAAUUAUAGCAAAAAUAAAAUUUAAAAAAGCAUUGCAAUAAUAUAUAGUUUGUAAGGGGAGACGGAAAUUGUUUCUAUACUGCUUUUGGGUAUCAAUUAUUGAAACAUUUACUAUGCACUUUCAAUCUUAAUCAAUAUGAUCAAUUCAUCUAAUUUAUUUUAGAUAAAAAGAUUUAAUUCAAAAUAAAUUAUGACAAUUUUUAAAUAGAUGACUAAGAUUUAUUAGAAGAAUUUCUUUAUUAACUUUAGUAACUUCGUUUAAUUGAAGACUAAGAUGAUCGAAAACAAUAACUUUUAUCAUAAUUUGCUGAACACGAGAUUCAAGAAAAUGGUUAAGGUUGCUUUCAUAAUCUUUCUACGAUAUUCUUAAGAAAUUUAUGUGAUAAUAUCUUAGAAUUUAGUGAAUUGAAAGAUUUGUGCCUUGAUAGAGAAAACUUGCUAAUUUGGGAGGCUGAAUGCAAUUCUAAUGAAGUUAUUAUUUAAGCACUUGCAUCAAAAUUGAAAAUGUAAACUUAUCAUAACUAAUUCUAGUAAUGUUAAAUUGAUAUUUUUUUCGGCUGGUGACUUUAUUAUUCAAGAGUAUGAAAAAGAUUUUUAAAAUUAAAUUAUUCUUCUUAUCUAGCCAGGACAUUAUAACAUUGGAUACAAUAAAUGA
Paramecium octaurelia is the source of this 1436-nucleotide messenger RNA. The record is from the annotation of a GenBank genome assembly. Lineage: Eukaryota; Ciliophora; Oligohymenophorea; Peniculida; Parameciidae.